Messenger RNA from Exserohilum turcica Et28A, 819 nucleotides. RefSeq lists its product as uncharacterized. The transcript is spliced from 2 exons. NCBI's taxonomy places the organism in Eukaryota, Fungi, Ascomycota, Dothideomycetes, Pleosporales, Pleosporaceae. The record is from RefSeq and is a predicted model, not a curated record. Bases 1 to 819 code for a protein of 272 amino acids.
AUGGGUGCCUGGGGCUACUGUCUUUUCGAGUCGGACCACGACUUUGACAUGAUCGGUGACAUGAGCCACGAAGCCGGCCUUAUUAAACUCGAGGAAGAUGCGAAAGCACGCGCAAAAGCCGAGGGCAAGAGCGACAAGGAAGUGGAUGCUAUCUUCUAUUCCCUGUACAACUGCUCCGACCCAGAGCUGGUCCGCAGCUAUCUCGAUUCAGGUGUCCUCGUGGACAUGAUCGCUAAAAAGCAGGCGAAGAUGCUGUCUCCGCUCACUGGAUCCCAGGAUGAGCGCCUCGAGUACUGGAUGUCGGACCCUUGCUACACCUACGUCCUGCUCGCUGCCUGCGCCAUGACGCUCGGCUGCCGGCUCCCAGAUACUUAUAUUGCCAUGCUCAAAAAGGUCUACACGGAAGGUGGACUCAUGCCACAGGCACAACAGCAGAUGAAGAAGGCCCUCUUUGGCCCCGAUGGCUACAUCAAUGGUGUGCCCUACGACUUCGAGUCCAAGACGAUCUUAGACGUAGCCAACUCAUCUGCGCACGAAGACGAGAAAGACAAUGGACUGGACUUCGUUUGCUUGAAUGUGCCCAGCCCGGGAGGUUUGUUCAGCACAGGCAUGACGACGUCCACAACGUCUGCUGUGCUCAAAGAACUUCGCGCCCAGCUGAACAAGCCCGAUGCAUGUGGUGGCUGUGGUGCAAAAGAGGGAGCUGGCAAGAAGGUCUUGCUCCUCUGCUCCAAGUGUAGAAACCGAAAGUACUGCUCGACCGAAUGCCAGAAGAAGUCAUGGAAGAUCCACAAGGUGUGCGAUCCUGCCAUGAUUUGA